Molecule: messenger RNA, 1813 nt
Organism: Nycticebus coucang (slow loris)
Lineage: Eukaryota; Metazoa; Chordata; Mammalia; Primates; Lorisidae
Gene: TUBB
Product: tubulin beta class I
Exons: 4
Coding region: 307-1641 (444 amino acids)
Biological process (GO): microtubule cytoskeleton organization; mitotic cell cycle
Cellular component (GO): cytoplasm; microtubule
Molecular function (GO): GTPase activity; structural constituent of cytoskeleton; GTP binding
Source: RefSeq, a predicted model, not a curated record
UGACCGAAAUCGACUAAUCAGGGCCAGGCUAGAUGAGGCUUUGUCUCCCCACCGCGCGCGGGGCCAGUUCUCCCGCCUCCCAGCAGCGGCGCACGCGCGCCCCGCCCUGCCAGACUUCUCUCCCGCGCCCUCCCCUAUUCUUUCUCCCUCUCAGAACCUUCCUGUCGGCGCGUUCAGACCUCGCUGCUCCAUCUUUUGGGGCACGUUCCAUUCUAUUAGCCUGCGACCAGCAGAAAGAAAAAAAAACAUUAAAAAAAAUCUGCCCCGUAAACACCUCGAGGCGAGCAAAAACAAUAAAUUUUAACUAUGAGGGAAAUCGUGCACAUCCAGGCCGGUCAGUGUGGCAACCAAAUCGGUGCUAAGUUCUGGGAGGUGAUCAGCGAUGAACAUGGCAUCGACCCCACCGGUACCUACCACGGGGACAGCGAUCUACAGCUAGACCGAAUCUCUGUGUACUACAAUGAAGCCACAGGUGGCAAAUACGUUCCUCGUGCUAUCCUGGUGGAUCUAGAACCAGGGACCAUGGACUCUGUUCGCUCAGGUCCUUUUGGCCAAAUCUUCAGACCAGACAACUUUGUUUUUGGUCAGUCUGGGGCAGGCAACAACUGGGCCAAGGGCCACUAUACAGAAGGGGCUGAGCUGGUUGAUUCAGUCCUGGAUGUGGUACGGAAGGAGGCAGAGAGCUGUGACUGCCUGCAGGGCUUCCAGCUGACCCACUCGCUGGGUGGGGGCACAGGUUCUGGAAUGGGCACACUCCUUAUCAGCAAGAUCCGAGAAGAGUAUCCUGACCGCAUCAUGAAUACCUUCAGUGUGGUGCCUUCACCCAAAGUGUCUGAUACCGUGGUUGAGCCCUAUAAUGCCACCCUUUCUGUCCAUCAGUUGGUAGAGAACACUGAUGAGACAUACUGCAUUGACAACGAGGCCCUUUACGAUAUCUGCUUCCGUACCCUAAAGCUGACCACGCCAACUUAUGGGGACCUGAACCACCUUGUCUCAGCCACCAUGAGUGGUGUCACCACCUGCCUCCGUUUCCCUGGCCAGCUCAACGCUGACCUCCGCAAGCUGGCAGUCAACAUGGUGCCCUUCCCACGUCUCCACUUCUUCAUGCCUGGCUUUGCCCCUCUCACCAGCCGUGGAAGCCAGCAGUAUCGGGCUCUCACUGUGCCAGAACUCACCCAGCAGGUCUUUGAUGCCAAGAACAUGAUGGCUGCCUGUGACCCCCGCCAUGGCCGAUACCUCACUGUGGCUGCUGUCUUCCGUGGACGGAUGUCCAUGAAGGAGGUAGAUGAGCAGAUGCUCAAUGUACAGAACAAGAAUAGCAGCUACUUCGUCGAAUGGAUCCCCAACAAUGUCAAGACAGCUGUCUGUGACAUCCCACCUCGUGGCCUCAAGAUGGCAGUCACCUUCAUUGGCAACAGCACAGCCAUCCAGGAGCUCUUCAAGCGCAUCUCAGAGCAGUUCACAGCCAUGUUCCGCCGGAAGGCCUUCCUCCACUGGUAUACAGGCGAGGGCAUGGACGAGAUGGAAUUCACCGAGGCUGAGAGCAACAUGAAUGACCUCGUCUCUGAGUAUCAGCAGUACCAGGAUGCCACCGCAGAAGAGGAGGAGGAUUUUGGUGAAGAGGCUGAAGAGGAGGCCUAAGUCACAGCCCCUAUCACCUCAAGCUUCUCAGUCCCCUUAACCUUCUUCCUCAACUACCCCUUUCCUCUCCCUCAGAAUUCGUGUUUGCUGCCUCUUAUCUUUUUUUUCUUGGGGGGGGGUCUAGAACAGUGCCUGGCACAUGUAGGCGCUUAAUAAAUACUUGUUUGUUGAA